This is a messenger RNA of Penicillium maclennaniae, 228 nucleotides long. RefSeq lists its product as uncharacterized. Lineage: Eukaryota; Fungi; Ascomycota; Eurotiomycetes; Eurotiales; Aspergillaceae. The coding region runs from base 1 to 228 and encodes 75 amino acids. The transcript has a single exon. The record is from RefSeq and is a predicted model, not a curated record.
AUGCUGAUGCUGGAUUGGAACCACAAGCUUAAAGAGGAUGGGGUGAAAGUGUGGUGUGUGGGACCCGGUCUGCUCGCCACUAAUCUAGGCGGUGUACCAGAGCUGGCGAAGAAGAUGGGCGCCAAGCAUCCAAGUCUUGGUGGCAGGUUCAUUAAGAGAGUGGUUGAAGGGGAGAGGGAUGAUGAUGUGGGUAAGAUUGUGGUCGCGGCGGGAAUUAUGCCGUGGUGA